Molecule: messenger RNA, 2632 nt
Organism: Herpailurus yagouaroundi (jaguarundi)
Lineage: Eukaryota; Metazoa; Chordata; Mammalia; Carnivora; Felidae
Gene: ZSCAN12
Product: zinc finger and SCAN domain containing 12
Exons: 4
Coding region: 170-2053 (627 amino acids)
Biological process (GO): regulation of transcription by RNA polymerase II
Molecular function (GO): DNA-binding transcription factor activity, RNA polymerase II-specific; RNA polymerase II cis-regulatory region sequence-specific DNA binding
Source: RefSeq, a predicted model, not a curated record
CUCCCGCCCGGCUCGCUUCCGGCCUUUGUGGGGCGCUGUGGGCUGUUCGGGCUCCCGGCGGCUUGGACCGCGUCACCUGUGGUCUCCCCGGGAGGGACCCGGCUGCCGGCCUCGGGAGCUGCAGGUCCACCCUUGCUGGAAGCACCGCUAGAGCUUCUGCACGGCCGCGAUGGCGUCGGCCUGGGCUGCGCCGGCCCACGAGGAACAGGGUGCGCUUCUGGAAGUAAAGGUGGAGGAGGAGGAGGGGUACAGGAAUACCACCAGACGGGAUCAGAACCUGCAGAAGAACAACACCCACAGCAGGGAGGUCUUCCGACAGUACUUCAGACACUUCUGUUACCAGGAGACGCCUGGACCCCGCGAGGCGCUGCGCCGGCUCCGCGAGCUGUGCCGCCAGUGGCUGAGCCCAGAAACACACACCAAGGAGCAGAUCCUGGAGCUGCUGGUGCUGGAGCAGUUCCUGACCAUCCUGCCCGAGGAGCUCCAGGCCUGGGUGCGGGGACAGCACCCGGAGAGCGGGGACGAGGUGGUGACCGUGCUGGAGGAUCUGGAACGGGAGCUGGACGAGCCUGGAGAGCAGGAUGAAUGUGUCCACCGUGUCCCUGUCCACACUGAGCAACAGGACACGCUCUUGCAGGAGACAGCCCUUGUGGGAACAGGACGGGAACCUGGCAUGUCCCUGCCAUCCGGGGUUGCCCGGCUGAAGUAUGAAUCUCCAGGACCUGGAGCCCAGCCGGAGGAGCAAGUUUCAGGUGUUGAGACUGGAAAUAAGUACAGGAAUUUAACUCUAAAGCAAGAAGCGGCACCGCAGGGGAAUAUGUGUAGCGGAUUUGAAAGUGACAUGUCCCAGUCGGCUAGGUGCAGAGAAGCGGACGGAUCCGAAGCAGAAACAGAAGAGUCUUCUGGACACUCCAGGGAAGGUGAACAGUCUGCGGGUGAUGAGAACAGACUCCGUCUGACUGAACAGCAGAGGGUCUGUCCAGGAGAAAAACGUCAUGAGUGCGAGGAGUGUGGAAAAGCCUUCAGUCAGCACUCGAACCUCUUAGAACAUCAGAGGGUCCACACUGGAGACAGGCCCUACAAAUGUGAGGAAUGUGGGAAAACUUUCCGUGGGAGAACCGUGCUGAUUCGGCACAAAAUAAUACACACCGGAGAGAAACCGUAUAAAUGUAAUGAGUGUGGCAAAGCCUUUGGCCGCUGGUCAGCUCUUAACCAACAUCAGAGGCUCCACACAGGAGAGAAACACUACCACUGUAACGAAUGCGGCAAAGCCUUUAGCCAGAAAGCGGGCCUCUUUCACCACCUCAAGAUCCACACGAGAGACAAACCAUACCAUUGUGCUCAGUGCAAUAAAAGUUUUAGUCGGCGUUCAAUACUCACUCAACACCAAGGAGUUCACACUGGGGCAAAGCCCUAUGAGUGCAGCGAGUGCGGGAAAGCCUUCGUUUAUAACUCCUCCCUGGUUUCCCACCAGGAGAUCCACCACAAAGAAAAGUGCCAUCAGUGUAAGGAGUGUGGGAAAUCCUUCAGUCACAGUGGCCUUGUUCAGCAUCAGAGAAUCCACACUGGGGAGAAACCUUACAAGUGUGACGUAUGUGCAAAAACAUUUAUUCAGAGGACAAGCCUAGUAGAACAUCAGCGAGUUCACACUGGAGAGAGACCUUACAAGUGUGAUAAGUGUGAGAAGGCCUUCACUCAGAGAUCAGUUCUCACGGAACACCAGAGAACCCACACCGGAGAGAGGCCGUACAAGUGUGACGACUGUGGGAACGCCUUCCGAGGCAUCACCAGCCUCAUUCAGCAUCACAGGAUCCACACUGGGGAGAAACCCUACCGAUGUGACCAGUGCGGCAAAGCCUUCAGACAGAGGUCAGAUCUUAGCAAACACCAGAGAAUCCAUAGUAGAGGUGCUCCCUCUAAUGAGUGUGGGGAGUCAUUCAGGCAGCCCUCAGCUCGUAGGCAGCAGCGGACUGUCCACGAAGGGGAGGAGUCUGUUUCUGGGAUGACCACGGGGACGCUGUGUCCCAGAGUACAGGCUGGAGAGGAAUACUAGCUUGGGAGUGAUUCCAACGGCAGUCACCGUUGCUACAAGGACACCUCAGACGUCUUGUAAAGGGUUCGCCGUGUGCCGUGCGUGACAUCAGCUGGUGUGUAGGACAGAGAGCGAAACACGAAAGUCCUCUUCUCGCCAGUUUACGGUGGAGCCUGGGGUCCGUCAGGUCACGUGUGAGCUUAGAUCGGACUGCAGGACGGCAGAAGUGAUCUGAGCCGCGUGUCCGUGAGGUGGCGGGUGGCGGCCAGUGCUGUCCGUUCUGAAGGACGGAUCACCAAUGCCUGAGCGGGUCAGCCAAGAUUGUAUUGAAGAUCGGGGUUCCGUGGGCAGAUUUGGAAGGCGGGGUGGAAACCAGGGUAAAGCCCACGUAGGGGGAGGCGAGGACGCUCGGGGCUUGUGGCGCCAGUGGCAGCCUGAGGUGGGGCAUCUGUUCAGGUGGGCGGUGGCGGAGAUACCCUGGGAACGGCUUGGGCCGGGCUGGGAGGGCGCGGACGGUGCCUCUUACAAAAGGCACAAAGCACUUUUCUUAAUUCCUAAGAUCUGCCUGUAAAUUAAAAUCCUUCUCUGUUUUAAAAGUGA